This is a messenger RNA of Callorhinchus milii (elephant shark), 3548 nucleotides long. It is a transcript of the gene rchy1, whose product is annotated as ring finger and CHY zinc finger domain containing 1. The record is from RefSeq and is a predicted model, not a curated record. Bases 63 to 827 code for a protein of 254 amino acids. The transcript has 9 exons. Gene Ontology annotation, cellular component: nucleus. Gene Ontology annotation, molecular function: ubiquitin protein ligase activity; zinc ion binding. Lineage: Eukaryota; Metazoa; Chordata; Chondrichthyes; Chimaeriformes; Callorhinchidae. Gene Ontology annotation, biological process: protein ubiquitination; ubiquitin-dependent protein catabolic process.
GCGCGCACGGGAGCCGGAAGCGGAAGUGCGUGUGUGAUGGUAACCGGGGGUGAUGUGAGGUGAUGGCGGAGGGGGGAGCGCGAGGCUGCGCUCACUAUCAGCGGUUGUGUCUAUUGAAGGCUCCAUGCUGUGAGAAGUUUUACGUUUGCCGUUUGUGUCACGAUGACUUGGAAAAUCACGAGUUGGAUCGCUUCAAGGUCGCAGAGGUUCAGUGUGCAAAGUGUAAGACUGUUCAGCAGGUGCAAAGGUCUUGUGAGAGCUGUGCUACUGUGUUUGGAGACUACUACUGUAGCAUAUGUCACCUAUAUGAUAUAGACAAAAAACAGUAUCAUUGUUCAGCAUGUGGCAUUUGUAGGAUUGGACCGAAGGAAAUGUUUUUCCACUGUAGCAAAUGCAACUUCUGUCUUGCAAUUCAUCUUCGUGGAAACCACAAGUGUGUUGAAAACGUUUCACGACAAAACUGCCCAGUAUGUUUGGAGGAUAUACACACUUCUCGUAUUGAAGCACAAGUACUUCCUUGUGGCCACCUUCUUCACAAUACCUGCCGUCAAUUGUUGUUUAAUAAAGGAGCCUAUCGAUGUCCCCUAUGUAUGCAGUCUGCUGUUGACAUGACUAAAUAUUGGGAGGAACUUGACGCAGAAAUAGCCGAGACCCCAAUGCCGACCGAAUAUCACGGUAUGACUGUUCGGGUCUUGUGCAAUGAUUGCCACCACCACAGCAUUGCACCAUUUCACGUUUUGGGUAUGAAGUGCAUUGACUGUGGAUCUUACAACACUGCUCAGGAUGGAGGACUUGUGGCACCUCAACAACAAGAGCAACAGCAGUAACGAUCGAGCCAAUUCUGUAGAAAUCACGAUUAAACCUCUCGAGACUGAAGUACGAAGGUGUAGUUGACUAGUUUCGUUCGACAAGCUUUUCCUUUGUCAAUUUUACAAAUAGUGGUGUAACCAAGACAGAAUCUGACAUUAGUAAGAACAGAUUGAAUUCAAAUAAUUCAUUCUAGAGUUUCAGAAUUAUCAAGUAUAAGUGACAUGUGUCUGUAUGUUGGUGUGUGCUGUUUGAACAUCUCAGUCAUCUUUGCCCACAAAAUACACAGUUUAUCACCUUAUAGUAUAUCCUGUGAGGUGCUUUGAGAUGCCUCAACGACCUGAUAAUUUGCUAUAUCAAGGAUUAUCUUUGCUUCCACACUUUAGAAACAUCUUCCCCUGAUAAACCACGGUUACUUUUCAACAUGAGUAAAUGCAGAGAUUAUUAUUAUUAAUUUGGAACCGUCCACGUUUGCUAUUCUUGUGGCUUUAGGAAAUGUCAUGCUACCUCAGUAACUCAAAAUCACAUUGCGAUGCUUCCCACUUAUGGUAACCAAAUUAAUCUUAGUCUCUGUUCAAGCCCCUUCUGUCUGGUUUCUGCCUCGCCAAGCACCAAGAAAUUUAUCAUCAGAAUCACAAAUGAUGUCCUCUGUCUCUGUGACAAGAGCUGCCUUUGUCCUCCUGGACCUCUCUGUUGCUUUGACAGUUGAUAUGCAAUCCUCCUCUACCGCCUCUCCUAAUCAACCUCAAUUGGCCUGUACUAUCCUGGUUUAAGUCCUACUUGAUCCACCACCAUCACCAGGUCUCUGCAAAUGGGUUCUCUCACCUUUUUUGAGUCACCUGCGACGUACCACAAGGCUCUAUCCUUGGUCCCCUCCAUUCCUGAUUUUCAUGCUCCUUGGUGAUCUCAUCCGCAGACAUGGAAUCAAUUUCCACAUAUAUGCAGGUGACACACAAAUCUACUUUUCCUCCUCUAGCCACGACCCCAAGUCCACCAAUUUUCUGUUCUUUUGCUUGUCGAGACAUCAAAGUCUGGAUGAGCAGCAACUUUCUGCAGCUGAAUGUUGACAACCCUUGAUGCCCAUCAAUGUCUUAUAACCUGCAGCUCCAAUCUCCUUAAACUCCUGGCCUAUUCCUCAGACUCACUGAAUCUAUGCACAACCCAGACAUCAGGUUUGAUCCCCAUCUGGCCUUCCUUCCCCACAUCCCUGACCAGGACCAUAUUCCACCACCUUUACCAUAUUGCCCGCCUCCAAACAUAUCUUACACCCUUACCAGGUGAAGCGCUUAUCUAUGCAUUUAUCACCUGUAUUAUUCCAAUGCCCUCUUCUCCCAGCUCCAUCAUUCAUAAAAUUCAAUUAAUUCAACUCUGCUACUCGUAUCCUCGCCUGUACCAAACUCCACAUGCCCAUCACUCCUUGGCAGACUCCAUUUGCUCCCUAUAGCAGAAUGGAUCUAUUUCAAGAUGCUCUCAUUCAUGUACAAAUUAAAUUUGUUGUUGUUAUCCUUGGGGUCUGUACGGAGCAGUAUGCUGAGUUGGAGUUUGACCCAACAGGCUGUAGCAGAGACCCAUCUCCUUAGACCUUGGACAAGCUGGUGGGAAUUCCUGAGCCAAUGAAGGCCGAAAUGAUCCAGUCCCUUGAACAGAAAUGGGCUCAGCCCUUCCUUGCCUUAUAGCAGGGUAUGCAACAGGUGCAGACGGUAUUAAUGCCAAGUUCCUAAAGGCUGCUCUGAGGGCAGAUCAAUACCGGGAACCAUCAACUUGUCUUGGAGCUUUCUAAGUCUGUUCAACAGAAUUUGGUCUGAGGUAUAAAUACCGUCAGUGUGCCAGAAUGCAAGUGUGUUUUCUAUCCACAAUUAAGGUGGCCAUAGUAAAGCCAUGAGUUACUGGGAAAUCUCACUGAUUUCAGUGGAUCUAAAGUUGGUGCUUCAGGUAGUCACUAUGUCACGUGUUUAGGAUACAUUAGAGGUUUAAUCGGGAAGGAACAGACUGAUCCUAUUCUCACAAUCUGAGGGGCAGAUUGUGGGUUCAUAAUAACGUCUUUCUAUCUCAUCCCAGCUCAAAGCUCUUCACAGGAUUUACAGUAAAGUUUAGUGACUGUAUUUGUGGGUGAACGCGACAGCCAAUUAGCACACAGCAAUGUCCUUUGACGUGAAUGACAAAGCGAAUGAUUGUAUUUGGGAGAUUGUUGGCCAGGACAGGAGAAUUUUUGAAAAGCAAGGGAUCUUUGCCAUUGACCUGAACAGGCAGAGAGAGGGGACCUUGAUUUUGUGUCUCAUCCAAAGGACUGCACCUAGGGUAAUGCAGAGCUGUCCCAGCACUGUAUUGGAGUAUCACCUUCAAAGACUGUGAGUUCAAAGUCCUGAUGUGGGACCCAUAAAUAUCUGACUCAAAGUUGAAUGUGCUACCAACUGAGCCAGGCUGAUACUGUUGGGAAAGGUGUAGCACUAUUUUCUUUUGAUGAGUGUAAAAUACAAUUGGCAUAUUCAAAAGAUGUUUGCAGUUUUAUACUGAAGGAAAUGGGAGUUGAGGGUUGACUCAAAUUUUAUUCAGAGAACUGACAAGACAUCUUUAAUACUUAUACUAUAUUAAAAUUUAGAGAAUGUAAACGAAAUUGUUUUAUUUGUGUUAGAAUCUGUGCUUGUGAAUUAUCUGUAGUCUGGAUGGAGCGAGUUUGGUGUUUCUGUUGCUGCAUUCUUAUUUCUGUUUGAUUUCUGAUCAAUAAAUUCUGAUGAACUGUU